Equus quagga is the source of this 4414-nucleotide messenger RNA. It is a transcript of the gene ATMIN, whose product is annotated as ATM interactor. Lineage: Eukaryota; Metazoa; Chordata; Mammalia; Perissodactyla; Equidae. Gene Ontology annotation, cellular component: nucleus. Gene Ontology annotation, biological process: regulation of transcription by RNA polymerase II. The record is from RefSeq and is a predicted model, not a curated record. The transcript has 5 exons. Bases 432 to 2438 code for a protein of 668 amino acids. Gene Ontology annotation, molecular function: transcription cis-regulatory region binding; DNA-binding transcription factor activity, RNA polymerase II-specific.
CGGUGAGCGAGCUGUCGCGGGCCGUGCGCACCAACAUCCUGUGCACCGUGCGCGGCUGCGGCAAGAUCCUGCCCAACAGCCCCGCGCUCAACAUGCACCUGGUCAAGAGCCACCGCCUGCAGAACACCAGAGGACCAGAAUAUCUACGUGCUGCUGUGGCAACAGCUGAGGCCUGAGCGCAUGUCCAAUUGUUUCCAGUCACCUGUAGAGAGGUCCAUCACCCCCUACCUUGCGUUAGGGCCAGCUGGGCGUAGCCAGACAAGAAUUAAACUGGAGGUCAUAGGUGUCUCACACCUAAGGAUGGCAUAGUAAAUCCAACAAUAAGAAAAGAUUUGAAAACUGUACCGAAAUUCUACUGUUGUCCAAUUGAAGGAUGCCCUAGAGGCCCUGACAGACCAUUUUCUCAAUUUUCUCUCGUAAAACAGCACUUUAUGAAAAUGCAUGCUGAAAAGAAGCAUAAAUGUAGUAAGUGCAGCAAUUCUUAUGGCACUGAAUGGGACUUGAAAAGGCACGCCGAGGAUUGUGGCAAGACCUUCCAGUGCACGUGUGGCUGUCCCUAUGCCAGCAGAACUGCAUUACAGUCCCACAUCUACCGAACUGGCCAUGAGAUCCCCGCAGAACACAGGGAUCCACCUAGUAAGAAAAGGAAAAUGGAAAACUGUCUGCACAACCAGAAGUUGUCCAGUAAGACCCUUGAGUCCUUGAACAACCAACCAGCCCCGAGACCAGACGCUCAAGAACUAGAAACUUCAGAAAUAAAGCUAGUCGCUUCCUUUGAAGACUCUUGCAGCUCUAAUGCCAGAAAGCAGCCUCUUACAACACCUCCGAGAUAUCCUCAGAAGUUGCUUUUACCAAAGCCCAAAGUGGCUUUGAUUAAACUCCCCAUUAUGCAGUUUUCUCCUCUGCCUGUCUUUGUGCCUACAGCCGACCCCUCGGGCCAGCCUGUGGUGUUCGGUGUCGACCAUCAGGGCUCUGCGCCGGGUGCCGUGCACUUCCUGCCCUUGUCAACAGGAGCCCUGAUCCUUGGCCUACAUUCAGAGGCUUGCUCUCUUAAGGAGAGCCUCCCUCUUUCAAAAAUUGUGAAUCCUGUUGGUGUUGAGCCAAUUAGUAUAGGUGUUCAAGUGAACUUGGGUAAAAGUCCGUCUGAUCCUUUACAGGAACCAGGGAACACAUGUCAAAAGAACAGCAUUUCUUCAAUCAAUGUACAGACAGAUCUAUCUUAUGCCACACAACACUUCAUACCUUCUGCACAGUGGGCCAGCCCUGAUUCCUCCGUAUCGUCUUGUUCUCAAACUGAUUUGACGUUUGGUUCUCAAGUUUCCCUUCCCAUUAGUGUUCAUACUCAAACAUUUUUGCCCAAUUCUAAAGUAACCUCAUCUAUAGCGGCUCAGACUGAUGCAUUUGUAGAUGCCUGUUUCCAGUCAGGUGGGAUCUCCAGAGAAACUCAAACCAGUGGAAUGCAAAGUCCAGCAGAUGAGCGAGUACAGAUGGCCCAAGCUGUAAUGUGUGGAGACAUUUUUGAGAGCGUGCAUUCCUCAUACGGUGUUUCUACAGACAGUGUUGUAAGCGGCGGCUUAGCAGCAGAGACCGUAACUCACGGUUUGUUAGCGCAGAGCCAGCCUAAGACUCUAAAUCAAGAUAGUGAGAAAUCCACACCAAUUGUAAACUUCAGUGUGCAGAAUAGUAUGCUGCCUUCACAGAACAUGACAGAUAACCAGACCCAAACCAUAGAUUUAUUAAGUGAUUUAGAAAACAUCUUGUCAAGUAAUCUGCCUGGUCAAACACUGGACAACCGUAGUCUUUUGUCUGACACAAGUCCUGGACCUGACACCCAGCUCCCGUCUGGCCCAACACAGAAUCCUGCAAUUGAUUUUGAUAUUGAAGAGUUCUUUUCGGCCUCAAAUAUCCAGACUCAGACUGAAGAGAGUGAGCUUGGCACCAUGGCCACUGAGCCAGUCUUGGAAUCGCUGGACAUAGAGACCCAAACUGACUUCUUGCUUGCAGACACCUCUGCCCAGUCCUACGGUUGUAGGGGGACUUCUAACUUCCUAGGCCUUGAAAUGUUUGACACGCAGACACAGACAGACUUAAACUUCUUUUUAGACAGUAGCCCUCAUCUGCCUCUGGGAAGUAUUCUGAAACACUCCGGCUUCUCCAUGAGUACUGAUUCAUCUGACACAGAGACCCAAACCGAAGGAGUCUCCACUGCUAAAAACAUGCCUGCUCUGGAGAGCAAAGUUCAGUUGAACAGCACAGAAACACAGACCAUGAGCUCUGGCUUUGAAGCCCUGGGGAGCUUGUUCUGCACCAGCAAUGAAACUCAAACGGCAAUGGACGACUUUCUUCUGGCCGAUUUGGCCUGGAACACAAUGGAAUCUCAGUUCAGUUCUGUGGAAACCCAGACGUGUGCAGAACUACACACAGUCUCCAGCUUCUAACAACGGAGGCCACGUGUGGGAUGGCGUUUACGAUUUCCUUCUGGAUUUAGAAACUGGAGAAUGGGGACAACAGUAUUAACUCUAUUGAAUGUAGUCUGUGACGCAGUUACUUCAAUUCUUCGAGGUUCUUUGCCUUUUGUAUGUGUAAACAUGAAAUUUGUGUAUAAAUGUGAGUGUAUUAUAAAAUGUAAGAUGUUGACCUAAAAAUGAUUGUUUUUGUGUUGCCGACGUUUGCCGUUUCACAGCUAGUCUUCUCAUCUUAAAAAAAAAUGUAUUUCACCUUUAAAACCCAUCUAACCAUUUAUCUGAAGCCAAGCUUACCAGGUACUAGGGUACAAACUUUUCAAAUCUUCAAAACAUUUUAGUCAAAGUGUGACUUGCUUAACUUAAAUUUGUACCUAAAAUAUUUUUGACAGUGCUUGUUAGAAAUUCCUGUUUUCUGAUAGUAGUAUCUAGAGACUUCUGCUGCUGCACCAUCAGAUUGAAACACCAGUGCUUAGAUGGUUUGAGACUCAUGCUGCCUGCAGCUUCAUCUGCUUUGACAUCUCACUCUUUUCUGAUUUGAAGACACAAAGGAAAACUACAGCCAUCUUUAGCUUUUGAGACAGCUUUCAUGUAUUCAUUGCCAUUCCUUCUUCACAUGAACUAUUAUUGAUACCCAUGUAAGUGUACAGUACCUUCCUCACAAGGCACAUGUUGCUGUAAAAUUACUGCUUAAAGAAGUAGUGGCAAGCGCUUCGCGUAAAUAGCGAUCCUUCUGGUCUAAAUAAGAGUAAGUCCUCCCGACCAUGGAGAUGCUGGAUUGUGCAAUCAUGCCUGUUAGCUCCUGCUGGAGGAAGCGUGCCCCCGAACGUCCCUCAUGCUCUCUGCAGUAGGCCAGGGUGCAGCUCCAGAGCUGCUUCUCAAAGGACACCGACAGGCUGGAUCUGAGUUUUGUCGCUCUCAAUGUUAGAAAAAAUAAUGCAAAGAGAAAAGGACAUUCCCCUCUAAAUUUCACUGCUGUGCAUAAGCUUGAUAGGGCAAGAGUGCAAUCAACAGUUAAACUGAAUCUUCCCUCCAUCCACCUCUCAUCGUUUCUUAAGGAAGGACAUUGGUCUAGCAAGGAUAUUUGUGCCUUGCGAGCAAUUAUAGAAUAGAUUCAUGUAAAAUAGGCUAUUCUGCAUUUUGUUGCUUUAUUUAUUUGUCUGUUUAGAGAGGCUGAUACCAAACAGUCUUCUUCAAGGAAAACGAGGUGAAGACCAGUUGCUUCAAUAAUCAAGAACAUCUGUGUUUUGAGAUGGGCGUAUGGUCAGGGUGCUUUUGGGGUUUUCUUUAUUUAGGAGAUCCUGAAUUCUUGAUUGUUGGCCAACUUUCAGGCAAGUAAAAAUCAGUACAGCCUGUAAGUUUUCUAAGUUUACGAAAAGAAAAAAAAUGCUCUGUUCCUUCUGUGGCGCAUGCUUGUGUUGCUGAAGACUAAAUCCUCAAAAUAAAAUCUAAGGAGAGGACUAAUAAUUUAUUAAAGUAAGCUGAUGGUGUUGCUACUAAUUCCUAUCCCGUAGGAGCAUUGCUGAGAUGGGUAAAUAACAUAUCCUGGGCAGAUGAACUCAACCUGGUAGAUGAACGUUUGCUUUGGUCACAGUUGCCUAUGAAUAUGGGUUUCAAAACAAACAUAAAGCCUUAACUUAGCAUUUCAUUGUUUUAGAAUUGUCACUGCCUUAAUGUUCAAACAUCUAUUCAAGUCCUCCUAGUAAAGGAGAAAUGCAUGUCUGUUUAUGUUUUUCGUAAAUAUAAAUGCAGUGAUCUGCGGCUUUAAAAACAAUUGUUUCUGUGGCCAUGUUUGUUAAUCCAGCCAAUAGAGUUAUUUACAGAAAAAUGGAGCAUGUAAUAGUUCUUCAUUUACAAGAAAGAACUGUUCCCCCCAAACCUUAGUUAUCUGAAUUGUUCUAAGAUAUUUGUAAAAACUGAAAUUCAGUGAUUAAAGAGAAGUGAGAAUUCUA